Messenger RNA from Electrophorus electricus (electric eel), 5757 nucleotides. It is a transcript of the gene prtga, whose product is annotated as protogenin homolog a (Gallus gallus). Gene Ontology annotation, biological process: cell-cell adhesion. NCBI's taxonomy places the organism in Eukaryota, Metazoa, Chordata, Actinopteri, Gymnotiformes, Gymnotidae. Gene Ontology annotation, molecular function: protein binding. The record is from RefSeq and is a predicted model, not a curated record.
UAGCAGAUGUUGUGGAAGCAGCCUUAGACACUUAGCAUGCACGAACACCUCAAAUAAAUGGCGUGUUUUAAGAGGGAAUUGUACCAGCAUUGGCUGUUUUUUGCAGUAUUUCUGCCAAUCUCAGGUGUGUUAUGCUUCAGUGAGUUAUUCUUUGUUAAGGAACCACGCGAUGUGAUAGUUUUGCGUAAGGACGCCGUGGUUUUGGACUGCCGGGCCCAAGGGGAAGCCCCUGUCCACGUCCGCUGGUUAAAAAAUGGUUCUCCGUUCGCGGAGUCAGAGCGGGCUUACCUCCUCGCCAACGGAUCGUUGUUCAUAUCGGAGGUGGAGAAUCGUAGAGGAGACCAGUCGGAUGAAGGCUUAUACCAGUGCCUUGCUCAGAACAAAUACGGAGCUAUCCUGAGCCAGAAAGCUCGCCUGACUAUCGCAAGUAUUUCCACUUUCACACAGCAGCCUUCCCCCAUCGUGGUGACCGAGGGUUCCGUCGCACGUUUCACCUGCAAAAUUGGCGCUACACCCCCUCCAAUCAUCACCUGGGAGUUUAACCGCGUCACCUUGCCAUUGGCCACCGACAGAAUCACGGUGCUGCCCACUGGGGUGUUGCAGAUCCAGGGAGUAGAGCAGAGGGAUGCUGGGAAUUACCGCUGCGUGGCGGCAAACAUCGCCAACCGCCGGCGGAGUGCCGAGGCCGCGCUCACCGUUACGCCAGCUCCCUUUCCCAGAAUUCCCCAGCGACCGCGCAUCAUUGCCGGGCCACAGAACGUUACCGUGGCAACGCACGGUAGCGUCCUCCUGGAGUGCGUUGCCGUGGGGAACCCUCGGCCACUCAUCUCGUGGAGUCGUGCUGACCACAAGUCCAUUGACGUCUACAACACCAAGGUGCUCGGCAACGGCAACCUGCUGAUCUCUGAUGUCAAGCACGAGCAUGGCGGUGUUUACAUGUGCAGGGCCACAACGCCCGGCACCAGGAACUACACCGUCGCCGUCGCUAACAUUACUGUCCUUGCACCCCCGUCUCUGCUGGAAUGGCCGGAGAGUUUGACCCGACCACGCGCGGGCACGGGCCGCUUUGUGUGCGAGGCUGAUGGGGUGCCCCGCCCACGCAUCACCUGGCUGAAGAACGGAGAACCCAUCCACUCUAACGGACGCAUCAAAAUGUACAACAGUAAACUGGUGAUAAACCAGAUUAUUCCAGAGGAUGAUGCGAUUUACCAGUGCUUGGUGGAGAACACUCAGGGUUCAGUUCUAUCCACCGCGCGUCUGAUCGUGGUGAUGUCAGAGGACCGGCCCAGCGCGCCCCGCAACAUACGUGCCGACACCGUGUCCAGCUCGGCCGUCCUGCUGGCCUGGGAGAAGCCGCUCUACAAUGCUGACAAAGUCAUCGCCUACUCCAUUCACUACAUGAAGGCAGAAGGCCUGAACAAUGAAGAGUACCAGGUCGUCAUCGGCAACGACACCGCCCGCUACAUCAUUGAUGACCUGGAGCCGGCGCGGAACUACACCUUCUACAUCGUAGCAUACAUGCCGAUGGGCGCCAGUCGCAUGUCAGACCACGUCAUGCAGCACACACUAGAGGAUGUUCCUCUCCGCGCUCCCGAGAUGUCUCUGACCAGCCGAAGUCCCACAGACAUCCAGGUGUCAUGGCAGCCCCUGUCACACAAGCUGAGCCGUGGCCUCAUCUCCGCGUACCGCCUGUGGUACCGGUCCGGUUCGGACGGAGCAGCCACCCAGGUGGAGCUGCCUGGGCACACGGUGCAGCACCUGCUGGAGGGUCUGCAGCCGGACACAGUUUACCUUCUGCGGAUCGCGGCCGCCACUGCGGUCGGGUGGGGGGAGGCGUCAACCUGGAGUGCUCACAGGACCCCCAGGGCAUCCAGCCAUGAAGUGCCCCUGGCACCAGAACUGCAGUUAGAGUCCCUGAACUGCACGACUGUCGCUGUGCGUUGGCGUCUGGCUGUGGGCACGUCCGCAGCCCACCUGCGGGGUUACAAGCUCUUCUACCAUGAGGAGAGCCAGCCCGAGAACGCUGCCAUUCAGCUCCCCGCCCACCUGAAACACCACACCAUCGGAGGGCUGGACCCCAGGAAGAAAUACCAUAUCAAGCUCCUGGCCUUCAGCUUCCUCGGGGAGGGUUACCAGGCUGACCGGACCAUCAGCACCCCGGGAUGUGUCUCGGUGCGUGAUCGGCUGGUGCCGCCCCCUCCGCCGCCCCAUCACGUGCAUGCGCGGGCAAACAGCUCCAGUGCCGUGCUCCUGAACUGGGCUCGACCCGCCUUCACCGGUGCCCACACCAUCAACUACACGGUCCGAUGUAACCCGGUGGGCCUGCAGAACGCCUCACUGGUGCUGUACCUACAGACGGGGGAGCAGAGCCUGCUGGUCAAGAACCUGGAGGCCAACACCCGCUACGAGUUUGCCGUGCGCUUACACGUGGACCAGCUGUCCAGCCCCUGGAGUCCUGUGGUGUACCAGAACACCCUGCCGGACGCUCCAGCCACGCCCCCGACGGGAGUGAAAGUAACUCUGAUUGAAGGAGACACAGCGUUGGUGUCAUGGAAACCACCUAAUGAGGCCAACGUUGCUGUGACACGCUACACCAUUUUGUAUGCGUCACGAAAAGCCUGGGUUACUGGCCAAUGGCAGAUCCUGCAGAGAGAAGGGAGUGUUACCAUGGCUCUGCUGGAGAAUCUGCAGCCCGGCAACGUGUAUUUGGUGAAAGUAUCAGCGUCUAAUCAGAUGGGAGAUGGACCGUUCUCACCCGCUGUGGAGCUUACUGUUAACGCAGACAGUCCCGCCUCUGGACACGCCUCCGGACACGCCUCUCGCUCUCACGGCUCCGCCCAUGCCACUGUAUUUUACGAUGGAUUUUCCCAUCUGGAUCAGAGGUCGAUAACGGGCAUUAUUGGGGGGGGAUGUAUCGCUCUCACCUGCAUCCUGGUCUGCGCUCUUAUCCUGGUGUGUCGUGGGAAAUCCAGGAAAUCAUGUACCAGCAAAAUCGUCAGGCAGGGACAAAGUCAAGCACCGCCUACUACCGUCCACAUAGCCAAUGAAACUCAAGCUCCAAGUUCUGGUGUUAUGGUUCCUAUGGUGACGGAGCACUUCAUUGAUGCAAAGGGUGGUUCAGACCUGCUCAUAAACAGUUCUGGCCCUAUCAGAGCCCCAGCAGAGAGCAAGAAGGUGCAGAGAUGGAGGAUAUUUCAGAGGAGUGAAAAGAGGCUCCCUGGGUCCUCCUGCCUGUACCAGCCUGGCUCCACCCUCCUUCGAUACACCAGCGAGCCUGGCUCCACCCUCCUGUGCUACACCGGUGAGCCGCACAUGCUGCAGCAGCCCUCCUUACUGCAUGCCCUGCUGGGGUCACCGGGGGGCGACGCUGAGGCCUCCCACUCUAGCGAAGGUAGUCACGAGACCGGCGACUCUGGCCGAUACUCGCACGACGAGAUGGAGAUGAACGACGUGCCGUCGGGCGCGAGCAGCUGCCCCGCGUCCCUAGGCAGGGACGAGAGUGGUGGGCCGGAGGAAUGCGCAGGUCACGUGGUGGAGGAGCAGGAGCUGGUAGAGAGGACAUCGCCACCUACUGAGCAUCGGUCGUUGUGCUCGCCCUCUAGUGGUGAGGUGUCAUAAGUUCCCACCCUGACCCUCAUCCUCAGAUCCUGAAGCUCCUUCCCUCGUAUCUGCUGCUGUGGACUGCCGAGCAGAGGUCUCCCAAUCCCAAGGCUUCUUUGCAAUGCCCUCUAACCUGGGUGGGCUGCGUUUGGAGUCUUUCCUCUCAGUGAAUGUAUUUUUUUUGUUAAGGAAAAAAAAACAACUCACCCACCGUGAAUGUCUUUGAACAGAUUGUCCAAACAAUGUGAAGUGUGUGAUAUUGCAUUUUCAGAUGUUAUUUAAGUGAGUGUAUCACUGGAGGAGGAGCGCCGUGACGGACUCUCUCUACGUUAUUAAUGGGUUAGCUCAGUCCAGAACUCUGUGGGGCUAACAGUGACCCUGCUAACUGGCUAGGAUGACAAUGCUAACUGCCCAGUUCCGUUCACUGUUGACCACAUCAGCGCUUUGGACACUUUAACUCUUAGUUAAAGUAACUCUUAGUUACGCCAUGGUAAACGGCAACUAUAUAUUUAAUAUCUACUUAUACAGACGUUUUAUAAGGAGCCUUCUCUUCUACAUGACAACCGAUACUUCCUGACAGCAAUACUUUUGCUCCUGCUAGCUUAGCGUUUGUCUGUUGUCUGUUGUCUGUUGUUGUCUGUUGUUGUCUGUCUGUUCUUGUCUGUCUGUGUUUCAGUCGUGAAGUUGGACUGUAAGGGUACUAAGUCUUGUGUUUUCAUGAUCUACCUCAGACUUUAUGAAUGUUGAACUUUAGUUAGUGAUGACAUAUUUGAUGUUAUCAUCACCUUUAGGUAACGAUGUCAUCCGCUUUUGACUUUGAUUUUAUUCCAGAUGACAUUAACUUCUCAGGUUGGUCAUAUGAAUGUGUUUGAUAAUGUGUCUGUGCCCUUACAGUGCCUGCCUUAAACUACCUCAUUCUAAGUCUUGUUGUAUUAUUUAGUGUUGUACUCGACUCAGGGACUCAAGGUUUGGUACAUUUGGUGAGCCAUGUGGCUGUUUGGAGGGACAUUGUGCGAUUGACAGGGUAUGCUUGUGGAGCUGGGUGGCUCUCGCUGACCUCUGGUGGAACUGUGUGUUGUGUUUGAUGCCAGUUUGGAUUCAGAGGCUUGAGAAGCCUGCUCACAAGUAAAAAGGCCGUCCAGUAGGAAUUAUAUGUCUGUGGUAAAUCAGGUUUUCUUUUCAAAGUGUUAUUUUUAUAAUUUUCUUAUGUUUUCAUACAUUGAUACUGACAUCGUUUAGUUCCUACAGGAAUAUUUCAAACCCAAGAUUGUUAAUUAUGAGUGAAAACGAGCCAUACUUUGUUCACAUUUUGCCGAUGUGAAUUUUCUGUUUGGUGCCCAAAUCCUUUCAUUCACUGUUAGCAUGUUAGCACUGCAAUAGCACCUUUGGGUAAAACAUUCCUGUGAGAGCUUUGUACACAACUAUGGCCUUACGCUGGAGUCAGAAAGAGAUUAGUUCUUGUGGAGUCCUGUUUGUGAGGGGAUUCUCUAGAGCACGGAGAUGGCUAAAGAGUUGAAUCAUAGAAAAAGGUGAGGAAAUAUGAAAACCAAAAAAACCUCCUACCUCCAAAGAUAUGUAUUUUUCUUGACGUAUAUGGACUACUGGGUACGGAUUCUAGUUACUUUCUUGUCUUUUAAUAUAGUGGAUGCUUUUGUAGAAAUGUGAGUUUUUAGCACUUGUCCUUUAGAUGUUAGAUCUCGCAAAUGUGCAGCGGUGACAAAUGCCAGCGUCCGCCGAACUGUUUGCUGUUUGAUCUUUCCGCUGGUCUUUGGGACAGUGUGAUGAUGACAAUGAGUUUUCCUCAAACCAGACCAAAGAUGAAAGUCCCAGGGACCAGCACAAAGACUCAGCUGCAAACCAGCAGCUGGAAAUCUAGAAUUACGUGGAUUUUACAGUAUCUGUAAUGUAUGAAUGUUGGUGUAGUAGAGCUGAAAUUCUAGAUUCCUGGGUGAGUUUAGUCUGUGUGGGUAUAGCUGUGGAGUAGAGGCUUGAGACGUUGCUUUUUGCCCUGUGAGACGCCAUGCCGGUGUGUGUCCCCGUAUGGCGAUGCCAUGCCGGUGUGUGCCCCCGUAUGGCGACGCCAUGCCGGUGUGUGUCCCCGUAUGGCGACGCCAUGUCGGUGUGUGUCCCCGUAUGGCGACGCCAUGCCGGUGUGUG